UGACUUCAGUAUUUUAAUUUUCAAACCUGUCUGGUUUUUCCAAACUUACUGAUAAGAAAUAGAAAUCUAUUAUAUAUAUAUGACUAAGUUAGAAAAUACUCAUACUUAUUACUAGUAAUCAUUUAUUAACGCAAAAAUAUUUUCCCGCUCUAACAAUUAAUUUUUCUCAGUUUUAAAAUUUAACUGUUAAAAGUGUAAAUCAGGACAGGUGAAAUAACAUCUUGCAUUUUUCUUAAAAAUUGUUAUAGGAAGAAUGAACAAUACUGAUAAGAGUGUAUUUCUUGCUCCUUGUCCAGUUGGUGAAGCAUCACCAAAAGAAUCUGGAAGAGAAGAAGAAAAUGAAGAAGUAGUAGGAGAAAAUAUUUCAGAUGCUUGCAAAGCCAUAAAAGAACAAUCUUUAAACAUGUUAAUAAAGUGGAGUCAAACUUUUAGCGAAAGUGAAAGUUUUGAUAAUUAUUAUGAAACGCGUGUUGACGAUCUCAUAAAAGCAGCAAAUAUACUGGAGCAAGCAUUAAUUGAACAAAAGACAAUGCUGAAAGAACGUCUAAAGAGGUUAUCAAAGGUGCUUGUAAACGACAACGAACUUUGAUCGAAGCGUUGUGUGAUGGUUUUAUGUGGUUGUUUCUUUAAAUUGCACUCUAUUUUGUAUUUCAGUCUAUAUCUGAAUACUUAGUUUGAAAAAAGUU
Messenger RNA from Hydra vulgaris (swiftwater hydra), 686 nucleotides. RefSeq lists its product as uncharacterized. The record is from RefSeq and is a predicted model, not a curated record. NCBI's taxonomy places the organism in Eukaryota, Metazoa, Cnidaria, Hydrozoa, Anthoathecata, Hydridae.